Molecule: messenger RNA, 753 nt
Organism: Tuber melanosporum (Perigord truffle)
Lineage: Eukaryota; Fungi; Ascomycota; Pezizomycetes; Pezizales; Tuberaceae
Exons: 6
Coding region: 85-699 (204 amino acids)
Source: RefSeq, a predicted model, not a curated record
CUGGUACUCUCAUUUCAUACCAAAAAAAGCGCAUUUCCUCAUUCCGCAAAUCCUUAGAAUCUCGAAGAGGGCUCCAGUGCCAUCAUGGUUUACUACUUCACCUCUAAUAUUGUAGAUCCUCCAGCAUUCAUCUAUGUCGGCAAAGACAAAGUCGAGAAUGAGGAAUAUAUGUUUCACGCAGACAAUCUCUCAUCGGCACACAUAUACCUUCGCCUCCCGGAAGGCAGCGACUGGGAGAAUAUUCCACAGGACCUCCUAACCGAUUGUACACAGCUCACAAAAGCCAACUCCAUUGAAGGAAACAAGAAGGAUAACGUCAAUGUUGUCUACACCCCCUGGUCAAACCUCAAGAAAGAUGGUAGCAUGGCCGUCGGACAAGUUGGAUUCAAAGACCAACGCAAAGUAAAAAAGAUUCUGGUCGAGACCCGAACCAACGCCAUCGUCAACCGGCUGAAUAAGACGAAAGAGGAGCGGUUCCCAGACCUAGCAGAGGAGAAGGAGGAGCGGGAACGGGAAAUUCGGAACCAGGAGAAGAAGGCGAUGCUUGAGCGGAAAAAAGAAGAGGCGAGAGUCGCAAAGGAACACAAGGAGAAAGCUUGGCAGAAGGACCAUGCUUACGAUGACGUCUUUACUGAGUAUGCGCUGGAAGCAAGCUCGAACCAGAAUAGGGAUGCAGCGUUCUAUGAUGAUUUCUUGUAAAUAUAAGAGUCGUAUUGGAACAUAUUCUCAAUUCUAAUGAUCCAUUUCAAAGCC